Mollisia scopiformis is the source of this 448-nucleotide messenger RNA. RefSeq lists its product as uncharacterized. The transcript is spliced from 2 exons. Lineage: Eukaryota; Fungi; Ascomycota; Leotiomycetes; Helotiales; Mollisiaceae. Bases 47 to 439 code for a protein of 130 amino acids. The record is from RefSeq and is a predicted model, not a curated record.
ACUGGGCCCUGAAGAAAAUUUUGGGCUUCCGCAUUGGUUGGCAUAUAUGCCGGUAAUAUACGGAAGCAUUUCUGUUCUCCGUUUGUUACUUUUCUAUCUCUUUGUCUAUCUUCGGAUUGCAGUAGACGAGCCAAUACGCGUACUUUGCUGGCAAAUUUUCCCGAUCCCUAUCCUCAAUGGACUUUUGGACGGCAUACUCUUCAUAACAGGCGUUCUCGCAGUUCCUGGGACUGGGGUUUUCGGCAAACACCGCAGACAGACCGAUCCCGGGGAAGGUUUUUGGUCCGGUUGGAGUUUUGCUGAGAUUACUAUGUUUAUCAUGCUAUUGGUAUUGUUUGGACAUAACAUAUCGGUCACGCUUGGAGUCCAGGUCACCUAUAGAGAAUGCAAGCUGCAUCAUGUUGAGAAUAGGUCUCUGCAGGUCUCCGAGUCAGACUGACAACCAAGA